This is a messenger RNA of Aspergillus caelatus, 952 nucleotides long. RefSeq lists its product as uncharacterized. The record is from RefSeq and is a predicted model, not a curated record. The transcript has a single exon. NCBI's taxonomy places the organism in Eukaryota, Fungi, Ascomycota, Eurotiomycetes, Eurotiales, Aspergillaceae. Bases 45 to 770 code for a protein of 241 amino acids.
CUCCAACACCACCACCACAAAAACCCAAACAUGCCAAUCAUACAAUGACCCAACCGCCACCCCCGACAAACCUGCCAAACCCAACGACCCCAAAAAUGCGCUCCCAACUAUCCCCCACCCUCCUAACAACCCUCUUCACCUCCCUCACCCGUCCCACCACAAAAUGGACCCUCCACCGCACCCUCAAAAGCGACAACCCCCUCGACAUAAACGGCGACCUCCACGGCACAGCAACCUUCACGCCCCUCCCCACCUCUAAACCAAAUACAAACCCAAGCACCAAUGCACAAAACCCACCAUCACCAACAAAGGACCUCCUCUACCACGAAGAAGGCGAAAUGCCCGCCCCACCAGGUCUCCGCGCGAACCUCGGCGUCGGGGUAGGCCUGCGCUUCACGAAGAAAUAUAUCUGGCGGUUAAGCGAGGCAGGGACUAUCAGUGUUUGGUUUGCGAAGGUGGGGGGCGGCGAGGAUGAGCCGGAUUAUUUAUUCCAUGAGUUUGAGUUCCGUGAGGAGGGUCAGAGUCAGGGUGAGGGUGAUAAGGAGGGGGAGACGUUUGUGGAUGCGCCGAUGCCUCCGUUGGUGGAUGGGGAGGAUACGGUGGUUUUUAGGGCGAGGGGGAAUCAUCUGUGUAUUAAUGAUAUGUAUCGCACUGCUUAUGCUUUUCGGGUGAGGGGAGAGGAUGGGGAGGUGGUUAGUUGGGCUAGUCGGCAUGUUGUGAAGGGGCCGAAGAAGGAUCAGGAUAUUGUUAAUUUUUAUCGGGUGGGUUGAGGGGAUGUUUGGGAUAGAGGGUAGAUUUGUGGGCGGCCUCUGCGGUUGCGGGUUGAGGGUAGGGUUCAUGUGGAUACUAGACUGCCGCAUGUAAAUAAUAUACGUUGUGAUAAGAGUAGUAGGGACUCGAAGUAUUGGUAUGCUUUGUUUUCAUUUCUAAUUGCUAACUUUUUACAGACUAU